Sitophilus oryzae (rice weevil) is the source of this 2406-nucleotide messenger RNA. RefSeq names its product peptide transporter family 1-like. Bases 218 to 2095 code for a protein of 625 amino acids. The transcript has 12 exons. Gene Ontology annotation, molecular function: dipeptide transmembrane transporter activity. The record is from RefSeq and is a predicted model, not a curated record. Gene Ontology annotation, cellular component: membrane. NCBI's taxonomy places the organism in Eukaryota, Metazoa, Arthropoda, Insecta, Coleoptera, Curculionidae. Gene Ontology annotation, biological process: oligopeptide transport; transmembrane transport.
UAACAAUUUAAAACAGCAAAAAAUAUGACGCUAAUUAAAAUUUAUCAAUUAGGAUCUAUCAAAAAAUUAAAAGGAAAUUAUAUUACCCAGAUAUAUUACCAUAAAACACAUUUUGAUUUUUCGGACUUCAACUUUCUCUAAAACGGAUAUUCCUUACCCAAAAGCGGUAUUUUUCAUUGUAAGCAAUGAAUUCUGCGAAAGAUUUUGUUACUAUGGCAUGCGAGCGAUUCUCAUCUUAUAUCUCACAAGGAUGCUCCUCUACACCGAAGCUGAAGCCAAAAUCGUCUACCACGCCUUCAACAUGACCGUCUACUUCUUCCCACUAUUCGGUUCUAUUAUUUCAGAUAGUUGGUUGGGCAAAUUCCGUACAAUCCUCUACGUAUCCAUGAUAUACGCUACCGGCAGUGUAUUAUUAGCCGUAACAUCAGUUGGUCCACUACAUAUACCCCAGAGAGAAUUUACCAUAUUUGGGCUGAUCCUAAUAGCCGUGGGUACAGGAGGAAUUAAACCAUGUGUAUCUGCCUUUGGUGGAGACCAAUUUAUUCUACCCCAGCAAGAAUUACAACUGGCCACCUUCUUCUCCUUGUUCUACUUCUCUAUAAAUGCUGGAAGUUUAAUUUCAACAUUUCUAACUCCGAUCUUAAGGAAGAAUGUCCACUGCUUCGGUUUGAACAGUUGCUACCCUUUGGCUUUUGCAGUUCCUGGAGGUCUGAUGAUUAUAGCAAUCGUCAUAUUUGCACUUGGCAAGCCACUGUACGAAAUCAAACAACCCAAAGACAACAUUAUAGUUCAAGUAGUCAAAUGCAUAUGGUAUGCCGUUACUCACAGGAAAGGACCAACAGUGGACCACUGGCUAGAUCGAUCCGAACCCGCGUUCGGGGCAGAACUAGUCAACGAUGUCAAGUGUUUGCUCAAGGUUUUGGUACUGUACGUCCCACUGCCCGUUUUUUGGGCUCUGUACGACCAACAGGCUUCUGGGUGGACCUUCCAAGCAGUCAGAAUGGACGGAGAUAUCGGAUUUUAUACCAUUCUGCCUGACCAAAUGCAGAUAGCCAACCCUCUUCUAAUUUUGAUUUUUAUUCCUGUGUUCACUUACGGAGUGUACCCUUUGUUAGCCAAGUGCCACCUGUUGAUGAAGCCACUGCAAAGGAUUUGCUGCGGUGGUUUUCUCACCGCCACCGCUUUUGCCGUGUCCGCUGUCAUUUCAAUGAAACUGGAAAGUACUUACCCGGUACUGCCCAGCGCUGGACAAGCCCAGAUUCGGAUAUACGACGCUACCAGUUGUGCUUACAGCUUCACCAGCGAUUACAACAAUUUAAAUGGGGCCAUCAGUGGAGGAUACUAUGAAAAUAAGGAUAUCCGUAUUUCGGGAACUCAGAAAAUUACUUUCACCUUUACAAAAUCCGGAACCUGCGAUGAAGCUGCUCCAGAACCCCUAUCUAUUGAUAUGAGCGAAAAAGGAACUUAUGGAAUAUUUUUGAGCCAGUCAGGAGCGUACAGUUUUACAGACAAUAUCGAAAAAAGUCACGAUGGAUACCCGAAACUAAGGGUUCUACCAUACCUGGCGCGAAAUAUUACCCUACAACACACGAAAGAAACAUCCUACAGGGUUAAAAUAAAUCCUGGAAACACUAGUUUGUAUAGUAUGCCAUAUCCUGGAACAUACCGUGAUGUUAAUUCUGAAAAUUCUUUGGAAAUCACUGUUAAAUUGGGAGGAACAUACACAGCCUUAUUCAAAACGAAUUCAGUCCAACUGAUCACAGUUACUCAGCCAAACAGCGUUCACAUGUUGUGGUUGCUGCCCCAGUAUGUGAUUAUCACGGCGGCAGAAAUUAUGUUUGUCAUCACCGGUUUGCAGUUUUCGUAUUCACAAGCGCCCAUCACUAUGAAAGCAGUAUUACAGGCUGCUUUUCUCCUAACAACAGCCUGUGGAAACCUGAUCAUUGUUCUUAUAGCAUCAGCGAAGAUUUUCGAAGACCAGUCCAAAGAUUUCUUCCUCUAUGCCGGAUUGAUGGUGGUGGAUAUGUUAUUGUUUAUGUUGCUAGCAAUCCGGUAUAAAUACGUACAAAACAAAGAUUCCAGUGAAGCUGAAUAAGCAUUAUAGAAAACGAAAAAUAAAUGGUAACUAACGGCACAGACAACCCGGCCUUCAAACAGUGGUCUUUUUUAUAAAAGUGCAUUAUUUUUUUGAGGGAAAUAAUUAAUUUGUAUUAAAGGUCUAGUUGGAUGUAACUCUUUUUGAUUAUAAUUUAAAAGUAUUGUUUCUAAACUUAAAAUGUCGGAUAUGUAAAAUACAGACUGUUUUUUUUUUCUUAACAGAGAAACAAAUAUCCUGGAAAAAUGUUAUAGGCAACUUAAGAAGACAUUCCUUUUUAUGUACAUACAAUAUAUUGAUAUAUAAUAAAU